CAAGAMAAAGUAUUGUCCCAUUAGUCCAAAUUAUAAUUAAAUGAUUGAUGUGUGGUUGAUGCAGUGAUUCCUUCAAGGAAUGUCAGUCCCCUUAAUGAAAAGCCUCCUGUACCAGCCGGCUGCUUCCUGCAGUAAAGGACUACAGGAAGUCUUUUACUGUGAGGACUUUCAGCCUGACGUGUGUUAAUAAAAACAUAACAAAAACAAAUGUCCUGCAGAGACCAGAGRAGUCCUCCGUCUCAUCUUUUUAGGAGCGACCCGGAGGCUCAAGCAGGACCAGGAGCUGCUGCCAGACAGACGCACGUGUUUCUGAUUAGUGUUAAUGAGCUGAAGCCCCUGGCUGAAGAGGACAGACACCACGAUGGAGGAGGGACGGUCCGUGACGCCUCGGGACUUUAUCUGAGAGGCUCUCCGCAGGAAGACCGUACACCAUUCGCGCCCUUUCAGUGUUUAGUUUGUUUGUUAAAGCGCAAAGAUGGGGUAGACUUCUGAAAAAUCUGCACUAAUUUGGAAACUAACAGGUCUCCGACUCUGAAAUGUCUCAACAUUGGAAAUGCAGCUCCACGUCUGUCUGUUGCUUUUUCUCCUCAGAACAGAUCCAGUACAGGCCUGGUCAGACCAACAGUGUGGUGGAAAUGUCAGCCUGGACCAACAACCUGGUCACAUCAGACUCCCUCUACCGGGACUUUUUAAUGACACCCGAACUCUCAACCCCGUUACCCAACAGUCUGACAGAACUGUACAGACCUGCACCUGGCUCUUAGACUUACCCUUGGGUAGGACGGUACUUUUAAAGUUGGAUUGGUCAGAAAGUGGCACAGGGGUCUUGGUGUGUUGUGCUGGGAGUGAGGAAGAUCGGGUCUUACGGAGGGGGGACAUGACUCUGCUUUCCGGCUGUGACGGGAACAAAGCCACCCUCAGCUGGAGGGGAACAGGACACUCCUCGGAUUCACUUCGGCUGGUAUAUUUUGUUCAGGAAGAUGAGAGGAAUUCUUCAGGGGAUCGCUCUCAGAUGGGAAGUACCGUCACAAAUAUUGCUACUGUUGCUCAGGAGGAGGUGAAGGGCACGGAGGAGGACAGACGUCGCUUCUACAACAUUCUGGUGGGGAGUUUUGGCCCUCAAUUUGCGUCUAGCACCUAUUCUCAGGACAAGGGUUUGCUCCGCCCCACCUUGCCCCAGCAGGGGCUUCCAGUCUCUGGGAGAGCUGAUAGGGAAACUCUCCCUUUUCCUGAGGAAAAACUGAACAAUGGACCGGAUGCAUCUGGUGCUUCUCACCUCAMCAACGAUCCCACAAGUUCCAGAACGCUCUCAUAUUCUCAGCACGCUAUCCCUGCAGAUAGAAAACCCCAAACAGAAAAUCCUACUGUCAGUCCAACUGAAAUGUCCCGGACUGAUUCAAUAAUGACUUCACUCAGCACAGAUUUAUUCAAAUCUGCAUCUACUGAAACAUCUACGCUUCGAGACCAAAAUGUUACUCAAACAGACCAAAGUGUGUCUGACUCUAGAGUUCUCAACGUUUCACCUUCACAGAUGCCAUUGGAGCCUAGUACCAGACUGUAUCCACUUGAUGGUGCUAUUGGAUCAACACCUCAAGCUCUUCCCUGGACAAGUUGGCAAAGAGUAGAUGGAUGGAGCUCUGAUCCGACCUCCAACCCUUUAAAAUCAUCCAGUGAACCUCCACAGCAUGUCCCGAGCAGUGCAAACGCAGACAAUCAACCCACUCAGUCAUCUUCACCCGGUUCUAGCGAGACUCGAUCGCUCUACUCCCACCUCGCAGAGCUUGACACUGCUUCAAGUUUGGGUGACUCCUCUACAGCUGAUGUUCCCACUCGGACCGCUGCUGCUGAGUCUUUUGACAAAAAGUUUGGAAAUGCAGAUGUUCUUCACACUCUUGCUCCUUCCACGCAGAGUCAAGCAAACACUCCAGGAACUCCUGAACGCUCUUCAUACACCUCUGCAUGGAAACCAACAUUAACAGAUAUGCAGAACAAUACACACAUCGCUACGAACUCUACCCUUUUUACUUUUGACAAAGAUGUAGGACAAACCCCUGACUUUGUAGGCCAUUUUUCUACAUACCAAAACCACAUGACAAAAAUCAAAAACUCAGCUUCUACAGCAACAACCAGUGAAAUAUUUACACCACCAUUCUUUGAGACAAUCCCACAUGACAACUCUGUCACUGAUUCUACUCCGUUAUCAUCCAGCACAACCACAGAGUCAUCUGUACAUUCAAACACACUCCAAACCCAUGUUUCUCAUGGUAUUCACACAACUUUAACCUCUUCUGUCUCUGAAUCCUCACAAACCUCACAUUCAUACCAUCUUCCAUCCUCCACAAACAUCACUGCAUAUAAACAAUCCCACAGCUUUAUCACCGCCGCAGUAACCUCUCCACCGUCGACUACAAAGUCAGAUUACAGGAAGGUGAAGGGAAAGAAAAAGAAUAAAUUUAGGCAGCAGUCUACCACAGCUGGACCAGCCUUACAGCCCAGCCAGCAGAGCCUUACUGUGUUCACACCCUCUGUUUUGACCGCCACACCCGCUCAGAGCUCCACAACAAGUCCAGUGUUCUACGUUGUAGCAAACCAACCUGCGACAAUCAGAGUGGACUCRGUUGAGCUUCUCCUGCAGAUAGUUGUUGAAGACUUCAAAUCAGCUUCAGCUCCUGGUUUGGAGGAAGACACGGCAGCWUGGGUACAACCUUACCUACAGAGAGUCCCAGGCUUCAGUAAACUGUUGGAUGUCUGGAGCAGUGGUCAUGCAGUUCAGAGUCUGGUUGUGUUUAAAACCCGUGGGGCCCUGCAGUGGCUCAGCAUGAAUGGACACAUGUCACUGCUGGAACAAACAGGACUGGCUCAAGCUGUUCACGAGGGGAGGACGUUCAGAUCGUCAACGAUCACCAACAUCACUCUUGGAGGACUGCAGGGUGACGUGUGUGACUGGUUGCUGCAGUGCCCGGCAGGAUAUAAAUGUACCCCUGAGCCCGGCACCACAAACUACAGCUGCUCUUCUGUGUGCCGCUUUGAUUACUGCCAUCAUCACGGCAUCUGCACGCACCAUCCUGGCCAACUUCCUGUCUGCCGGUGUCUGGUYGGUGAUGACUUCUGGUACAUGGGCCAGAGGUGUAAUAUGAGGAUGACUCAUUGGCGCCUUGUUGGUGUGUGUCUCACCAUCUUACUCAUCAUAACCACUGUGGUUGGCUCUUUGGCCUUUGUGGCUGUACGRCACUAUCGGGCCAUUCUGAUCCAGGCCAAAGUGGACCAGACUCGCAGCAGCUAUCGCAAGUUCAACCACUUCGAUGAGCUGUCGAGUCGGUUCUGGUUGCGUUCGUGGGCGGGGUCAGCGGAUUCACUGGACAAUCCCGCUUUCACCCGGUCCGAUGAGUUGAUGCACCUGCGAGCGCUGGACCGCCCCUGCUGUUACCAUGAUGACACGCUGUCGCUGGCUUCCUCUUGUCCCAGCCAYGGGGCGCACAUCAAUACGAUUUACCCUCACAGCUCCCAGUAUGGUUGGAGGGGGAGUGGAAUGAGUAUGGGGGAUGGUGUGUUGGACUCAGGGAAGGCCAGUGACCUGUCUGUCUGUAGUUGGCCUGUGGAGCCCAUCCACUGGACUCCGUUCCCUCUCCUGCAGCACCUGGCGUCCCACAGGACACCCAGGGUCAGGGUGACACGACCCCGGUCCUACUGUGAAGGCAUGGAGCUGGUYGACCUGGGAAAAAGUUGGACUGCUUGACACACACACAAAAAAAGAAGCAGAUAUUUUCUUCCAUUGUUUUAAAUGCUAAAUGUUACUUUUUCACUUAUAAA
Molecule: messenger RNA, 3810 nt
Organism: Austrofundulus limnaeus
Lineage: Eukaryota; Metazoa; Chordata; Actinopteri; Cyprinodontiformes; Rivulidae
Exons: 11
Coding region: 554-3736 (1060 amino acids)
Source: RefSeq, a predicted model, not a curated record